AUGAAAUUUUUAUUAAUUUUAAUUAAUAUUUAUUUACUUGUAAAAUGUGAUAAUAACGUGGAUAUUCCAUCUCAAUCAGUUAAUAGAACUGUUGUUCCAUAUAAUACAAUCGUUGGAUAUGCAUCAACAAAUGUCGAAGCUUAUUCAAAUGGAAAUGAUAGUCAGACAACAACUGAAUAUAAUUCUUUAUAUGGAAUAUUUAUGGGAAUAAAAUGGCAAUGUGUUGAAUACGCACGUCGAUGGUUAUUUAUACGUAAAGGUUGUGUUUUUGACAGUAUUGAUGGUGCUGCUGAUAUUUGGACACAAAUUGAUUAUGUUCAAAGAGUUGAUGAUAAAAAAUGUUUUUCAGUUAAAAAAUAUUCAAAUGGUUCUCCUAAUCGACCACAAAAUGAAUCAUUACUUAUAUAUAAUCGUUCAGGAAUUGCUUUGCCAUUUGGUCAUGUUGCUAUUAUUGUUGAUGUUUUAUCUAAUUCUAUUCGAGUUGCCGAAGAAAAUUAUGAUUCUUAUUUAUGGAUUGGUAAUUAUUCUCGAGAAAUUCCAUAUAAAUAUUUAAAUGGAAAUUAUUAUAUUGAAGAUAAAUAUCCAAUUGCUGGUUGGAUAUCGAUUAUUGAUUAUAAUCAAACAAAACCAUUAGAUAAAUAUACAAUCAAUAAUAUUAUUAAACUUAAUGGAACAUCUCCAGAUUUUAUUUGUUCAAAUAAUUCUAUUUAUUCAAAUAAUUCUAUUUAUUCAAAUAAUUCUACUUAUCAUUUUAUUUCAUUUUAUUCUUAUCUUAUUUUUAUUUUCGUUUUAUUAAAAAAUUAUUGUAUGUAG
Messenger RNA from Adineta steineri, 813 nucleotides. Lineage: Eukaryota; Metazoa; Rotifera; Eurotatoria; Adinetida; Adinetidae. The record is from the annotation of a GenBank genome assembly.